CUUGCAGCGCUGGACUCGCAGCCUGACUUGAAUGGUAUCCCUCUCAACUGGCGAAAUGGAACAGGAUAUUAAUGAAAGUGGUGUGGCCAAACCAUCUAAAAGGAAAGAAGUGUCUAGUCCAAUUUAUGUUGGUAGAGAAGAUGAUAUUAAAAAGCUCAAGAGAACAACAGCCACUGUCCAUGAGAGAGAAGUUGUUAUUUUCUACCAUAGUGGACACUUUUAUGCUCUGGAUUGCCGUUGUUACCAUGCAGGAGGUCCCUUACAUCUUGGUGAAAUAGAGGACAUCAAUGGACAACCGUGUAUUAUUUGUCCUUGGCAUAAGUAUAAAAUAACUCUCAAUACAGGUGAAGGAUUGUAUCAGGCAAUAAAUCCCAAAGAGCCAUCUGCCGUACCCAAGUGGAAAUCAAAAGGACCAAAACAAAGGACUCACAGAGUCACUGUGGACAAUGGAAAUGUUUAUGUGACUCUUUCAGAUUUAAUGGAGUAUAAAGAGUCUGACUAUUAUGCUGAAAAAUACAAAACAGGAAAAAAUACUAUCCUUGCAAUGGAAUCCUUGUGUAACCCAGGGAUUGCCUUGUAUGAAAAAUGCAUUUAA
This is a messenger RNA of Protobothrops mucrosquamatus (brown spotted pit viper), 595 nucleotides long. It is a transcript of the gene RFESD, whose product is annotated as Rieske Fe-S domain containing. Gene Ontology annotation, molecular function: 2 iron, 2 sulfur cluster binding. The transcript is spliced from 5 exons. Lineage: Eukaryota; Metazoa; Chordata; Lepidosauria; Squamata; Viperidae. The record is from RefSeq and is a predicted model, not a curated record. Bases 32 to 595 code for a protein of 187 amino acids.